Prorocentrum cordatum is the source of this 752-nucleotide messenger RNA. Lineage: Eukaryota; Dinophyceae; Prorocentrales; Prorocentraceae. The record is from the annotation of a GenBank genome assembly.
CGGCGGAGCGCCCUGGAGGCGGAGCGGCGGCGCGCGGGCGAGCGCGAGGCGGCGGAGCGGCGGCUCCGGCAGGCGGAGUUCAUCCAGAGGGUGCGGGCGAUCCACGACAGGCGCCGGGCGAGUGAGGCCGCGGAGAAGGCCCAGCAGCGCGUCAGCCUGUCGCGGAGGGGCUCGGCGGGCACGGCUGGGUCGGCCCGGGCACAGGCGUGCAGCCAGCUCGACGCCUCCUCGGCGCACAGCACGCCGAGGGGGCCGCCGCCGCCGCCGGGGGGCGCCGCCGACGCCGAGGCGAGGCUCCGCCCCGCCAGCUGGCUCCUCGAGCCUCCGGAGGAGGCGGCAGCCGAGGAGAGGCUCCGCGAGGCCGUCCGCCUCGCGCGGCUGCGGCUGGAAGGCCUCGGGCUGUCCCAGGCGCGCCGGUCGCAGGAGGCCGCGGAGCUGACCCAGCUGCUGUCGCUCACGAAGGACUCUCCAAACUGCCGGCGGUGCGACCUGCUGUCGACGGACCUGUCCAGCAUGCUGCGGGCGCUGCGGCGGACCUGCGCCGCGGCGAUGGCCGCGCAGCCCGGGUGUGCGUGUGGUGGCCCGGACGGCUGCGGCGUGGUCCUGCGCGAGCUGGCCGAGGCCGUCGGCAACGUGUCACGGGUGAGCGAGUACUCCGGGCUGGAGCGCCUCGCUGCGCACUUGAGCCGCCAUUCGGCGCCCGGGGGGGCUUCCCCGCCAGAGCCUCGGCGUGCACGAGAGCGUCCAGCGAA